Molecule: messenger RNA, 2066 nt
Organism: Telopea speciosissima
Lineage: Eukaryota; Viridiplantae; Streptophyta; Magnoliopsida; Proteales; Proteaceae
Product: LRR receptor-like serine/threonine-protein kinase FEI 1
Exons: 13
Coding region: 126-1937 (603 amino acids)
Biological process (GO): protein phosphorylation
Molecular function (GO): protein kinase activity; protein binding; ATP binding
Source: RefSeq, a predicted model, not a curated record
AACUUAAAUCAUUAAAGUACUUCAUAUACUAAUCUCCCAACUAUUGUAAUCACUGCUCCCACUUCUCUUUACUUUUUCUCUCUUCUGGGUACUGAAAAUUCUUCGGGAGCUCAUUUUGUUCGAAUAUGAAAAUGGGCUUGUUGGUUUGGGUUCUUUCAGCUGUUUCAGCUACAGCCCUUUUAAGCACCUGUGCAUUUGCCCUCUCUCAAGAUGGCUACACAUUGUUGGAUAUUAAAGAUGCUCUGAACGUCAGUCAAGGUUUUCUCAAUAACUGGAGAGCUUCUGAUGCCAACCCUUGUAACUGGACUGGCGUCUCUUGUCAUUUUAACGACCAACGAGUUCGUUCCAUAGACCUUCCGUACAUGGAACUCAAAGGGAUCAUUCCUCCAAGCAUUGGGAAGCUCCAGAGAUUACAGAGACUGGCACUUCAUCAGAACAGCUUGCAUGGAAUGAUUCCCACUGAAAUUACCCAAUGCACUGACCUCAGAGCACUGUAUUUAAGGGCUAAUUACCUCCAAGGAAACAUACCGCCUGAGCUUGGAAUUCUUUCUCAUCUUACCAUACUGGAUCUGUCAAGCAAUUCGUUGAGGGGAUCAAUACCUUCCACUAUCGGCCAUCUUACACAGUUACACUUUCUGAACUUAUCCACUAAUUUAUUUUCUGGUGAAAUCCCAAAUAUUGGAGUACUGAACACAUUUGGGAAUAAGUCGUUUACUGGAAAUUUAGAUUUGUGCGGUCAGCAAAUACAAAAACCAUGUCGGACCUCCUUGGGUUUCCCAGCGGUGCUACCACAUGAAGAGGGUGAACCACAAGCCACUGCAGUUCCUACAAAACGAUCUACUCAUGAUCUGAAUGGAGUUCUGAUUGGUGCGUUGUCGACAAUGGGUCUUGUGCUUGCUAUGCUUCUUAUUUCCCUCUGGAUUUAUUUACAAUCAAAGAAAGAAAGAGCUGCCAAGAAAUAUACAGAAGUCAAGAAGCAAGUUGAUCAAGAGUCAAGCACAAAGCUUGUUAUAUUCCAUGGCAAUAUUCCUUAUGCCUCAUUUGAAAUCAUCGAAAAGCUUGAGUCACUUGGUGAAGAGGAUGUGGUUGGAUCAGGAGGAUUUGGCACCGUAUACAAAAUGGUUAUGAACAAUUGUAGUACAUUUGCUGUUAAGAGAAUUGAUCGCAGUCAUGAAGGAUCCAUUCAAGUUUUUGAGAGGGAGCUCGAGAUAUUGGGUACCAUCAAGCAUAUAAAUCUUGUCAAUCUACAAGGUUACUGCAGGCUCCCCACAGCCAAACUUCUCAUUUAUGAUUAUUUGGCCUUGGGCAGCUUAGAUCAUCUCCUCCAUGAGCAUAAGGGUCAGCCCUUGAACUGGAAUUUGCGCUUAAGAAUAGCCCUUGGUUCAGCUAGGGGAUUGGCAUACUUACACCAUGACUGCUGUCCACCAAUCGUGCACCGCGACAUAAAAUCCAGCAAUAUACUACUUGACAAGAAUCUUGAGCCUCAUGUUUCUGACUUUGGUCUUGCCAAGCUCUUGGUGGAUGAGGAAGCCCACGUCACUACUGUGGUUGCUGGCACUUUCGGUUAUUUGGCACCAGAAUAUCUGAACAGUGGACAAGCCACUGAGAAGUCAGAUGUGUACAGCUUUGGAGUUCUCCUGUUAGAGCUUGUUAGUGGGAAGAGGCCUACUGAUCCAUCUUUUGUCAAGGAGGGCUUGAACAUCGUAGGCUGGAUGAAUACACUAGUUAGAGAAAAACGUUUGGCCGAUAUAGUGGAUAGAAGGUGUAUUGAUGCAGACGUAGAGACCAUACAACUGGUACUCAAUAUUGCUGCAAGGUGCACCGAUGCAAAUCCAGACGAUCGCCCUUCAAUGAAACACAUCUUGCAGGGGCUGGAGGAGGGGAUCAUGUCACCUUGCCCUAGUGAGUUCUACGAGUCACAUUCAGAUUGCUAUUAAUGGGAACAUGGUAGCCGUUUUUGAGAGUAUGUUCCAUUAGGUUUUUCACAUUCUGUGUCUCAUCCAUUUUGGAGGGUUGUGUCCCUGUCUCUGGGGCUCUGUACAGUUAUUACGUAAUUCUUAUGAAAU